Molecule: messenger RNA, 2129 nt
Organism: Hyalella azteca
Lineage: Eukaryota; Metazoa; Arthropoda; Malacostraca; Amphipoda; Hyalellidae
Product: septin-5-like
Exons: 8
Coding region: 211-1455 (414 amino acids)
Biological process (GO): regulation of exocytosis; cytoskeleton-dependent cytokinesis
Cellular component (GO): synaptic vesicle; septin ring; microtubule cytoskeleton
Molecular function (GO): GTPase activity; molecular adaptor activity; GTP binding
Source: RefSeq, a predicted model, not a curated record
AUAGUUCAAAAUAUCAUUAGACAAGAACCAAGCACCGCAAAAGAUUUAUAUUAGUAACUAUUGAAUUAAUUUCAAUUUCUUAUUAUGGAGUGAAAUUUGCAAUCAAAAAACAGAAAUAAUUACAACACAGUACCUCAUAGCGCUAAUGGAAGCAAUUUCAGCUAAUCUCUGAAGGAUCAGAUAAUUGUAAGGAAGUAAUUAGACAUUAGGAUGCCGCAAGCGCCUCCUACAGGGCGAUCCUCUCGCCUCCCGCCCAUGCCUCCUCUGCGCCACGACAGCAGCAAGGGGACGCGCGAGAUGAUCGGGUUCGCGACGCUGCCUGAGCAGGUGCACCGCAAGACCGUCAAGCGCGGGUUCGAGUUCACGCUGCUGGUGGUGGGAGAGGCGGGACUCGGCAAGAGUACGCUUGUCAACAGCCUCUUCCUCACCGAGCUCUACAAGGACAGAAAAAACCCUCCUGUACAUGGGGCGAUCAAGAAGACAGUGGAGAUCGAGAAGAAAACGGUGGAGAUAGAGGAGAAAGGCGUCAAACUGCGACUCACCGUCGUGGAUACGCCAGGGUUCGGCGACGGCGUAGACUGCGGCGACGACUGGAAGAGUGUCGAGCGCUACGUAGACGAGCAGUUUAAUAAAUACUUCCAGGACGAGUCCGGCCUCAACAGAAGAAACAUUCAAGACCACAGAGUCCACUGCUGCUUGUACUUCGUUCCGCCUUACGGACAUGGGUUGCGACAGCUGGACGUGGAGUUCAUGAAGCGCCUGCACCGCAAGGUGAACAUCGUGCCUGUGGUGGCCAAGGCGGACACUCUCACCAAGGCGGAGAUCGCCAAACUCAAGGCUAACCUCCUGCGGGAUAUUGACACUCAUAAAAUAAAGAUCUACCAGUUCCCGGACUGCGACGAGGACGAGGACGAAGAGUUCCAGCAGCAGGACCGCGAGCUCAAGGCCUCCAUCCCCUUCGCCGUCAUCGGCAGUAAUUGCAUCAUCGAGAUCGCCGGCAGGAGGGUGCGGGGGCGCCAGUACCCCUGGGGCAUCGUAGAAGUGGAGAACGCGGCUCAUUGCGACUUCGUGAAGCUGCGGACGAUGUUAAUCUCGACGCACAUGCAGGAUAUGAAGGAGGUCACGCAGGAUAUUCACUAUGAGAACUUCCGAGCUCAGUGCAUCUCGCACAUGAACCAAGUCGCGCUCAAGGAGCGCAGCAAACUCAGGCGCGACAGCAUCAGCGCUGCAGACGUGAAGCGGCCUGUCGACGACCCGGGCAAGCUGCUCGAGCAAAAGGAUGAGGAGAUCCGUCGUAUGCAGGAGAUGUUGAGCCAAAUGCAGCAGCGGCUGCAGGGGCAGCACGACCCCCUCAACAAGCUGCCCCCCGCCAAGCCCCCCAAACCAUCGGCCCCCUCCUCGCUCAACAAAACCCCCCAGGGUAGUAGCUCCCGAGACUCCAUAAUUAAUGUAUAAAUCGCGUCUGUAUUCUUCGAGAAUUCGUGCGUGAAUGACUAAUUUAGAAUUUUUUUUGGACGUAAAAAAAUUUUGAGAACGAAAUCCUUGCCGAAACGAAAGCACUUGCAAAAAAAAUUCUUCGGGAAAGAAUAAGGAAUUAAUGAUGAAUGUUUUGUGAAAUUAGUUUAAAAACGCAAUUGAUUUUAAAUGCAAAAGUUGAUUUUCGCUCUGCACAUUCAUUUUGGUGGUGAAGGAUGUUCGUAUCGAAUGAUAAAGGUGCAGCAGGUAAAAUUUAUACGAAAAAUGCCGGAAUGGAAGAAGUGAAAGUCAUAAAAGUCAUUAAAAAGUCACAUUUUUCUAAUAGAAGUCCCAAUUUUGUACUGAUGUAAUCUUGUAAUAACAUGAAAAAAUUUGAGCUUUAUUGCGAUACAAUUCAUUAGAUAUUAGUUCAAUUAUUAGGUUUACCUCAUCUUAAUUUGUCUAUAUGAAUCUAUAUAUAUAUACUUGAAUAUAUUUGACUGCAAGCACAGAUUGCAUGCAAGCAAGAAUAUUAUGUUUUAUCCAAACUAAACAUUACAUUUGCUUUCAAGUUUACAUCGAACAUUCAAAUAACCUGAUUCAGUGAAGUCUAUUGCGUUGGUUUUUUCAUAAUUAAUCAGUUCAUUUUACAUUCAAAUUUACAAUUUCCAUCA